Poecilia latipinna (sailfin molly) is the source of this 2218-nucleotide messenger RNA. RefSeq names its product divergent protein kinase domain 1Aa (gene dipk1aa). NCBI's taxonomy places the organism in Eukaryota, Metazoa, Chordata, Actinopteri, Cyprinodontiformes, Poeciliidae. The record is from RefSeq and is a predicted model, not a curated record. The transcript is spliced from 6 exons. The coding region runs from base 394 to 1680 and encodes 428 amino acids.
UGGAUAAUAAUAAUGUAUGGUGAAGAGGUUCGGGUCCAGCGGUGCCUUUUAAUAACACACCACUGCCAUGUUUUACCUCAAAACUUACUAGAUGUUUGAUUGGGAAGAAACAGGUUGCGCCUGCGCUCUGAGCCAUACGUGUUUUUUUUUUUUUUUUUUUUUUCACCUUGAGAAAUGCUGGUUUUUUUUGAAAAUCAGCAGCAGCUGUUUCAAAGGGCAGAACGACGGGGACGGAGGAAUAUCACUGCGAUUCAUCCGGAGCAGAGGAACCCGGACCGGGCCGUCCCGUCUGGAAUCAGACACUAUGCUGUUAUUUCCUCAUGCGUUUCUUGUUUGAUGUAGAAAGCGCUCUGCUGGUCGCCUUCAGACGUACUGAGAUGGUCUAUUUCAGCGAUGGCUAAGGGUCUUUUUCCACGAGCCUGGGUGAAAAAGUCUUUCUAUUUCCAGGCUCGGAUCUCCUUCGUGCGGGUGAAGUACCUGUUCCUCACCUGGCUCACCGUCCUGGUUGGCAGCUGGGUUCUCUACGUCCAGUACUCGGCUUACACAGAGCUGUGCAGAGGACAUGAGUGCAAGAACGCCAUCUGUGAUAAAUACAGGAGGGGAAUCAUCGAUGGCUCCGCUUGCAGCAGUCUGUGUGAAAAGGAAACGCUCUACAUGGGCAGGUGUCUGUCUACACUACCAAACAACCAGGUGUACACAGGAGGCUGGGGGGACCACGGUGGGAUCAUCCGCUGCAAACUGGGGGAGGUGGGUCACUACGAGCUGGGCGAGGAGCCAGAGCCACGAAGAGAAACCCCAGUGUUUGACAAGCCUAACAGAGGAACCUCUGUUGAGAAGUUCAAAGAGAUGCUCUUCAACCAUCUCAAGUCCAAGCUUGGAGAGCACGCGGACCUUCCCAGUCUUGUCAGCCAGAUCCUCUCCGUCGCUGAUGGCAACAGAGAUGGACGGGUGUCACUCCCAGAGGCUCGUUCAACGUGGGCCCUUCUGCAGAUGGAUGAGGUUCUGCUGGGCCUGCUGCUCCAGGAUCGUGGGCAUACACCACGGCUUCUUGGCUACUGUGGAGAUCUCUACAUGACAGAGCGGAUCCCCAACGGGCCCCUCUAUGGGUUCUCAUUGCCCUGGCCUCUUGUGUCCUGGGUGCCAGGAGGUUUGCAGCGCACCAUGGACCAGUGGUUCACCCCUUCCUGGCCUCGCAAAGCUAAAAUCUCCAUGGGCCUGCUGGAGCUCGUGGAGGACAUUUUUCACGGUACCUACGGGAGCUUUCUGAUCUGCGACCUCGCUGCCAUGCACUUUGGUUACACCGACCGCCAUGAGCUCCGGCUCACAAACACGCAAGUGUUGGUCCCUGAAGAGGAGUUUAGGCGCACCAUGAGAGUCCUGAAGUGUGAGACAGACGCCGACUGCAUAUAUGGAGCAGACUGCCAGACCUCAUGUGACCCGUCUAAGAAGCGGUGCAGGGAGGAGCCGGUUCAGCCCAACCUAGCAAAAGCAUGCGGCGUGUUGAAGGACUACAUCCUGCGUGGGGUGCCUUCAGAAAUGAGAGAGGAGCUGGAGAGGCAACUGUAUGCCUGCAUGGCUCUCAGAGGUAACGCCGGUCAGAUGAAUAUGGAACACUCACUCAUCCUCAACAACCUGAAAGCUCUGCUUUGGAAACGGAUCUCACACACCAAGGACUCAUGAUGUGGGGGAUUGUCGUUUUGAAACCCUGAUCAUCAGGUCUCCAAGUGGAGCCGAGUGAAAGCAAUGCUGUGAUUUAUGAGUAGAAUAUAUAAUGAAAUCAUAUCCAUCACCCUCUAACACUUAUGAAUAGAGAUGCACUGAUGAGAACUUUGGGGCCAAUUUCCGAUCUCCAUUUUUAUAAAGCAUUACCAAUUUUCACUCUGCAAUUUCUCUUUUAAAACUAGGAUGAGACGAUAUUAAGACACAAUUCCAAAUAUUUUUUUCAAGCCUGUUUGCUGUGAGCGGUCAUAUUUAAAUGGAGCAGAGGUAACAGCAAGCAGGUGUGAAGGAGCAGCAAAGUUUUAUUACUGUUUUAUAACUAAGGAAAACAAUGAUUGGACAUUUUCAGCUGGAUUUAGCAUUUUAUUAGCAAUUAGCAUAGUUAGCAUUAAAAUUAGUAUUAUUGGUGUGUAAUCCCUUUAGAGUCCUUUGACAUUUUCAAAUUCAGGAUGUUCCCUUCAAUGAAAGGUAAGGUAAUUUUAUUUAUAUAGUACAUUUU